This is a messenger RNA of Priapulus caudatus, 3353 nucleotides long. Its product is annotated as RAD50-interacting protein 1-like. The coding region runs from base 52 to 2433 and encodes 793 amino acids. Lineage: Eukaryota; Metazoa; Priapulida; Priapulimorpha; Priapulimorphida; Priapulidae. The record is from RefSeq and is a predicted model, not a curated record. Gene Ontology annotation, biological process: regulation of ER to Golgi vesicle-mediated transport; endoplasmic reticulum to Golgi vesicle-mediated transport; retrograde vesicle-mediated transport, Golgi to endoplasmic reticulum. The transcript is spliced from 15 exons. Gene Ontology annotation, cellular component: Dsl1/NZR complex.
CCGGCUGAUUAUCUCAAUUAAUCCCCAAACGGGAGCGCCACAAGCGCCAAGAUGGCAGAGGAAAGUUCCAGCUUGUAUGCUGGUACUCAAAAUAAGGUUGUUUCCUUCAUAAACGGUGAACUGGGUGAAGAUAUUACGCAAUUAUCAAAAGCAAGUAAACUUUUAGAGAAAGCACGUGCAAAAAAGUUGGAGCUGGAAAAUAAGCUGUCAUCUGCUAGAAAAGGAGAUGGUGGCAUCAGUCAGUCACUUAACAAAGCAGAGUCAUCACUGAAGAAAAUUGAGGACCUGUUACAGAAACAGCAACAGGCUGCUAAAGACAUUGCAGAUCAUCUGGAAAAAGCACAGCCAGUGGUUGAACAGUUGGUGUCACUUAGCAGCAAAGUUCAGCAGUUGGAAAGAUAUGUUUACUAUCUAGAGUGGAUAUUGCAAGUAGAUGAAAUAAACUCAUCGAUACAAGCGGCAUUGCUGAUAAAAGCAGAGGAACGAUGUGUCAAACACUAUGCACAGCUGGCAGAGCUGAGCAAAACCAUCGCAGGGUCUUCUUGUUGUCAUCUAGUCAAAUUUGUCAAUGACACAUUAAUGUUCUGGUUUAAAAUUAUACUGGAAAAAUUUGGUGGCGAGUUUGAGGAAAUUCUGAAAGCUUUCAACUGGCCCUUUAUCACGUCAAACAUUUUAAAGCAGCUACCACAGCCAAGCAAGGAGCAUGUUGCCGAACUACACGCCAAAUUAGAUUCCUUGUUCGGCUCCCUUCUACAACUGCAAUUGCCAGAACAUCUAAUAGCAGAGGAUCCAAUUGUAGCCAUCAUUCCAGAGUGGAGACCACUUCCUCUUCCCCUUCAACUCUUGCUGAAGCCUCUUAGGAAAAGGUUCAAGUUUCAUUUUUGUGGGAAAAAAUUGACAAACAACAUCGAAAAGCCGGAGUGGUACAUGACGCAGGUGCUGAGCUGGAUUCGUGAUCACAGCGGGUUCCUGAAGAAGCGCAUACAGCCGCUGAUGGAUCGCGCCGGCCUUAAGUACAUGGACGCUGUGGGCGAGUUCUCACGGGGCCUCAUGCAGCUUGCCCUUGAGAAGCUUGCAGCUGACCUUCCCAUGAUCGAGGAUGACGUCGUGUUCUCGCACACCGUCGAUGAGACGCUGCUGUUCAACCGUGAGCUGCGGAGUGCAGGUGGCGCUGCCGCAACGCCCGGCUGCCUGCACGUGCUGUGUGGCGACACCAUCUUCGACCGGUGGCUCACCCUGGAAAACAAGUUUGCAGCGGAAAAGAUGGACGCCUUGCUGGAAUCAGAGUCUGCCUGGCGUCUCCAGUAUGGAGACAACAUGGCCGACGUAGACGAUCUAAUGGUGCCGGAGUGCACCGAAGCCUUCAUGACCGUUAUGCUGCUGAUCACAGACAGGUACAGCUCCUUGCCUUAUGCUUCGCACAAGAUGCGUUUCUUCGAGCUGCAGCUGACGCUGUUGGAGGACUUCAGGAUCCGACUGACGCAGCUGAUGCGGGACAAGCAUCCGCUGCAUGCCAGCUACUGCUCAAUUCUCAACGCCGUCAACUACAUCAUCCUGGUGCUGAAGGACUGGAGUGAUCUACCGGUGUUCCUCCAGAUGCAGUUUUAUAAAGUGCAAUACGAGAGCUUUCAGGCCAGUCAGCAUCUGGAGUCUGCCUCGGAUGUUGCCAUGGAAACAGAUGCUGACAUUUCAGAUGCUGCGUCGCAGCCAAUUUCACCAAUAGUGCCAAGAUUUCAACUGAGUGAGGUCUUCCAGGAUUUUGAUCCAAGCAAGCUGGACUUUAUUGAAGGUUCCAUCUUUGAUGAGACAAUCAAACUUCUUGAACACAUUCGCAACGAAAUGCUGCGGAACAUUGUCGAAACAACAGUGUACGACAUCAAAGCCAAGAGCCGGCCUUAUCGAAACAACAGGUGGCUGUCAUUGCUCUCACAGAAGGAGUACCUCAAGUUGACGCUGUCUGACUCAGGAUGUGAACUGUUCCUCGUGCUCAGGGACAGGCUUCAUCUGAUGGAGCAGCAGCUGUGUCGACCGCUGUUCGACGAGGCGUGGCAGAAGUUGGCCGAGCACCUAAACAAGUUUUUCUUCGAGGAGCUUAUAUUGAUGAAUAAUUUCAACGAAGGCGGUGCAGCACAGUUGCAGUAUGACAUGACGCGUGGCUUAUUUCCUCUGUUUGGCGAUUAUACACAAAGACCUGAGAACUAUUUCAAAGACGUCAAGGAAGCCUGCACCUUGCUAACGCUGAAGCCGGGCUCGGCGAUGCUGCUCAGCGAGGUGCUCGCCGUGGUCGUGCACGGCGGUGGCGGCGGCGACGACGACGACGACCGCACGAAGCGUGCCGACCCCAUCGCCGCGCUGCACGAGGGCGCCAUCUACCGGCUCGGCUGCGACGAGGCGUACCGGGUGCUGCACCUACGCACCGACCUGCAGCCGUGAGGCGAGCUCAGCUGAGGUGCAUCGACACACGGCGCUACCCACCUGCUCGUCUGCCAUCGCAUGCUAGUCAGGUUUCCGCGUCGCAUCCGAGAGACGAGGUCAGUCGGUGGAGCGCCCCAUGGAGGUGGAGAAUGAUCAAGCUAUCUAAAGAAGAACGGAGGGGAGGGCGGCAUAAUCAGCUAGAUGGGCGGGAGUCACUGGGGUUCAAAGGUCGUGCAUUAAGAGUAAACAUACUAUCAGGAGUACUAUAUAUAUAUGUGAUCAAGAGCAGAUAAAGAAGGCCUUCUUUAUACGCUCUUGAUGUGAUGAUAGCACUUGGCCCACUUCUUCUUAUCACAGGACACACGGCUAUUUAUUCAAGAGAACCAAGAUCUAUCAUUACUUGGACAAAAAAAUUAUAUGUUAUUGUGUACAUAUGUGUUAUAUGCUUUUCCAUGCCGGCGAGGGGCACAUUUUUGUUAUUAUUAACCACCGGAGUGAAUAAAAGCAAAUAUAUCGAUAUCGUUUCGUUAUUAGGAGUGAAUAAAAGCAAAGCGUUUUUAUUCACUCUUGAUAACGAACCUAUAUCAAUCAGUAGUGAUCAGUGGUCGUAUAAUUUUGUUAAAGUAAUUAUAUUUCCUGGUUGGAUUGUGAUAUUGUAUACUGUAACCGGGUUCCAGGGACAUGGUUAUCGCUGGCGAGAUCUCUAACAAACCUGACGCCGGGAAUGCAUCAGACAUUGAAUCUAUUACCGCUUGGUGGGGUUUUAUCGGUGGGGAUUCUAGUAAGCAUUACUAGUGUUACUUAUGGUUGUGUGGAGUUGUAGCUGGUACGACGGUAGUGGAUACAGUGCAAUCACUUGUUGAUAUGAGAAAUGCCUUGAGUUUCAUAAUGAGAUUUGUAAUUAAUGAAAAAUAAACGCUGCUUUCGUGUGAACCUUU